This is a messenger RNA of Lytechinus pictus (painted urchin), 1827 nucleotides long. Its product is annotated as DNA polymerase epsilon subunit 4-like. The record is from RefSeq and is a predicted model, not a curated record. NCBI's taxonomy places the organism in Eukaryota, Metazoa, Echinodermata, Echinoidea, Temnopleuroida, Toxopneustidae. Gene Ontology annotation, biological process: DNA-templated DNA replication. The transcript has 4 exons. Gene Ontology annotation, molecular function: protein heterodimerization activity. Bases 29 to 373 code for a protein of 114 amino acids. Gene Ontology annotation, cellular component: epsilon DNA polymerase complex; nucleus.
CCUCUUUAGUGUGACAAAAAAAUCAACCAUGGCUGAAGAAAGUUCUGCGGUUCCGCGGGAAGUUCAAGAAGAAAAUGAAAACUCAGAGACGAAAGAGGAUGAAAAAUCUCAAACAGCCACGAGAAACAACAAAUUUCCAUUGACGAGGAUAAAGAACAUUAUGAAAACUGAUCCCGAUGUGACACUAGCAAGUCAGGAAUCUGUAUUUUUAUUAGCGAAGGCUACAGAGUAUUUCCUCGAGAAUUUUACCAAAUCUGCAUACAGCUUUACUGAAAGGGGCAAGAAGAAGACCAUUAGGAAACAAGAUAUUGAUCUCUCAAUUGAUGCACACGAUUCCUAUGCCUUUCUUGAAGGAGCUCUUGAAUGGAACUAGAACAACCGAUCAAAGCAUUAAGAAUGAUUUCAUUUUAUAAAGAGACCCCUCAUCCCAAUCAUGUUGGUCUUCAUAAAUGGUUCUUCAGAUGUCAUUUUGCCAAAGAUGCCAUAAUGGACUGUCGGAUGAGGGUUUGAUUGCAUAUAUGUUGGCAGUAUGAUGAAAGUUCUGCAAGGUGUUGGAUUUGAUCAAAUUUCAUGACUCAUGCAGGAAAUAUUUUGAAAAAGGAUCUUCUUGUCUUGGUAGCCUUCCCACAAUGGCCUUCCUACAUGUACAUGUUUACAUUAUAGAGUAUCAGAUGAUUGAUCUUAUGUUCAAUUCGCUAUUGGUGAACCCAUAAUUGUGCCAUUGUUUCUGCAUUAUGCCUAACAACUGUCAGACAUCAUCAUAUUGGGAAUCUUUAAAUCCAUUAGAAGGUGUUGUUUACAUGUGUAACCAAGGGUGUAAUCAGUAUUUACAACAUAUAAUAGGGAAGUUAUGUAGUUGUUGUGUACAUUAUGUUAUUUGUGUAUUAAGUCAUAUAUUAUCUCAACCAUCCCUAGUCCAACAUUGACCAAAUCAGGCACAGGCAGUUUAAUUGGCUGACUUAGCACUGAAGAUCAGCUUUACAGAAAAAAAAAACAAAGUCCAGUUUCAUUGCAACUGUCGUAGUUUCGUACUACUAAUUCUUUUUCAGCGAUCAUUUGCAAAAACAUAAAUCAUGGCCUUCAUACCAUGAUCUUUCAGUUCAAAUGACACUGUCUGUAGGAAAUAAUUUGCACAUGCUUGUGAAUAUUUCAUUUGAAAAUUCGCUUCAAUGUUAUUUUACACUGAUAAUCGAUGGUUAAGUACUGAGCCAUUUAGCUUUCCUGACUGGCAGCUACAUGUAACAGGAGCCUAAAUGCUCUGAUAAAUUGACACGCACAGGGAGAGGGGAGUUUUCUGUUCCCAUACAGCAUUCUCUGUGAAUAUCCUUCCCCAACAUCAGCCAUGGCGCAAUUUCCUUCGGCAAGAAAUUUAUCCACAUUGUGCCGCACUCGACCCAGGUGAGGUGAAUGGGUACCCGGUAGGAAGAAAUUCCUUGAAUGCUCGAGCGCCCAAUCAAGGUAGCCGUGCUAAAGCCGGGGUAAUAAUAAUAAUAGCUGGGAGAACAGUUUUUGGAACUGAAGUGGCUACCCUGGGUAAAUAUACCUAUAUUAUUAUUGUUAUUAUUAAUAUCAAUUUUUUGUCCUCAUUUUGCCAUUUUUGUAAAAAAAAUAAAAAUUGGGGCAUAUUGAAGCAUGGUGCAGUAAAGAGAUCAUGAGAAGAAAUAGAAAUGAGAAAUUCUGACCAUACAGUAGGUCAAGAGCAGGCCCAUAAUUAUUGUAUAGAUAUUCAUGAUACCCUAUGUGGAAAUAUCUUGAUAUGAGGUUGUUUGUAUCAUAUCCAUAUUUGUACAUAAAUUUUAGAUAAAUAAAAGUUAUCAAACUCUUGUA